AUGGUCCAUAAGCUUCACCAGACUGCCAAAGAGGUCCAGGACACAAAACAGGUCAUAUUCACUCAUUGUAUGAUCUGCAACAUUGAGUUGCUUACGAGAAAGGGUUUAUUCUUUGGAGAGGCCAUGUUCCGUGACCAGAUGAAACAAAGAUAUUCCAACACCAUGGACAGCAUCGUAAGAUUCAAAAACCAGGACUUCACCUCCUUGAGGGAUCACUGUUUAAGGAGCGGCAAACUAUUCAAAGAUGACAUGUUCCCGGCCAAUGACAGUGCCAUAGGGCAGAGACUCAUAAAUGAAAAAAAUAUUCCAAACAUUAAGUGGAGUAGACCAACGCCUUUAUCUGAGACCGGGUCCCCUCACUUUAUUCUGAAUGGUAUGAGCAAAUUUGAUAUGCAACAAGGAAGCGCAGGUGACUGCUGGUUUCUAGCAGCACUGGGCUCUUUAACCCACAAACCCCAACUUCUGGCCAAGAUUGUGCCAGCAGACCAAAGCUUCACACAAGGAUAUGCAGGGAUUUUCCAUUUUCAGUUUUGGCAAUGUGGACAGUGGAUAGAUGUGGUGGUAGAUGACCAGCUCCCUUUGAAAUUAGAAGUCUCAGAUGAAGAAUACCUGUUUGUUCAUCCUUGUAGUGGGAAUAAUGAAUUUUGGCCCUGUUUGCUUGAGAAGGCGUAUGCCAAGCUCCAUGGCUCCUACUCUCAGUUGCAUUAUGGCAUCAUGGCUGAUUCAUUGGUGGAAUUAACAGGAUGGGUAGUCACAAAAAUCAACCUUAAGGAAGUCCAUCCCAAUAUGUUCAAGAAUUUGAAAGUGGCUGAGCAAUCUGGCUCACUAAUGACAUGUGGAAUUGCAAACUUUUCAGAUUUGGGAAUAGUGAAGAAUCAUGCCUAUACAGUGACAGGAAGUGCAGAGGUAACUUUGGACACUGGCCGGGUAGAACUCAUCCGAUUGUGGAACCCCUGGGGCCAUACAGAAUGGAAAGGAAGUUGGAGUGAUAAAUCCUCAAACUGGCAGAAGGUCCAAGAAUCAGAGAGGACAAGGCUUUAUAAAAAUAAAGACGAUGGAGAGUUUUGGAUGUCCUUUCAAGAUUUCCAGGAGACAUUUGACAGCAUGUUUAUUUGCUAUCAAUAUCCAAUGGUAAUGAAUGAUGGAGACCUGAACAAUGGAACAUGGUUCCAAGCUCCAUACAAAGUACAAAAGGUCCAAGGAAACAUUCUGAAGGAUAGUAACUUUGAUACCCUCGGGGACACGCUUCAGUACUUUUUCUCUGUGACAGAGCCUAUGGAAGGCAUCAAUGUGGUCAUUUCCAUCAACAUCCAGCCUAACCAGAAUACCAAGAUAUUUCCAUUUUUUAUAGUAUACAAGUUCGAUGAUCUCCACAACCCAUUGAAUCCGAAGUAUUUUGAAUUCACAAGUGCUAUCCAGGGCAAGAAAGUUAUGUCCAAAUGGAAUUGCACAGAAAGUUUCCACCUGGUCCCUGGUACCUAUGUGGCAGUCCCCAAAGUUGAAAGAGAAUUGAAGUUCUUCCUUCGAAUCUUCCUGAAGUAUGAGAGUGUCAACAGCAAUCUAUAUGAAAAUUUCAAGUUCAUGAACUUCAGGGAGAAUCUUCCAGAAGUGCAGAAGCAUGAGAGCAUUUUCAACAGAUAUGCCCAACAGGACUCAGAUAUUGAUGCCUCACAGCUACAAAGCCUUCUCAAUAAAGAACUACUUAAAAGUAAGACUUCUGAAUUCCUAGGAAGAAAGUUCACCUUUGAUGAGUGCCGGAGCAUUUUGGCUCUGCUGGAUGUUAAGGUCAAUGGACGUCUUGACCUAGAAGAAUUUGGACAGCUGUGGAAGAAGAUCAUUCAGUGUCAGGACAUUUUCCGGAAAGUAGAGAAGAAUGGCUCUGGGUUCCUCAUGGGUUCAGAUCUGUGGAAAGUGAUACAAGAAUCAGAAUUAUUCCUAGGUACUUCUAUCAACAAUGAGUUGCUAGACCUCAUGGCCAUUAGGUAUGGAGAUGGAGCUGGAAAAAUAUAUUUCACAGAUAUGAUGUGUUUCUUCAUUCGGCUUGAAAUCAUGUCAAGGGCAUUUCAGAACCUCUCAAAGGAUGGAAGAGGACUCUACUUGACUGAAGCUGAGUGGAUCAAGUUCACCAUGUAUUGCUGA
Molecule: messenger RNA, 2139 nt
Organism: Dromiciops gliroides (monito del monte)
Lineage: Eukaryota; Metazoa; Chordata; Mammalia; Microbiotheria; Microbiotheriidae
Gene: CAPN13
Product: calpain 13
Exons: 22
Coding region: 1-2139 (712 amino acids)
Biological process (GO): proteolysis
Cellular component (GO): cytoplasm
Molecular function (GO): calcium ion binding; calcium-dependent cysteine-type endopeptidase activity
Source: RefSeq, a predicted model, not a curated record